This is a messenger RNA of Acanthochromis polyacanthus (spiny chromis), 7329 nucleotides long. RefSeq names its product 1-phosphatidylinositol 4,5-bisphosphate phosphodiesterase beta-4. The coding region runs from base 434 to 4159 and encodes 1241 amino acids. The record is from RefSeq and is a predicted model, not a curated record. NCBI's taxonomy places the organism in Eukaryota, Metazoa, Chordata, Actinopteri, Pomacentridae. Gene Ontology annotation, biological process: lipid metabolic process; phosphatidylinositol-mediated signaling. The transcript has 40 exons. Gene Ontology annotation, molecular function: phosphatidylinositol-4,5-bisphosphate phospholipase C activity; calcium ion binding.
CAAAGCGCACUCAUUCACACACGCACGCACGAGCAUCCACACGCGCGCGAGACAGAGACGUGCACGGACGCGCGGGCACACAGGAGGUGGAGGGAGCAAGCGAGCGGAGAGAGGGGCUCCUCAUCAACGCACCGGGGCCGUUCAUUCUCCACUGGAGGGCGGCUGGUACAAGAGCACCGGGACGCUCCGGCAGCCGGGAGACGGGACACAGCAGCUGGAAGAGCCGCACAGAGACGCCCCCAGAGCAGCAGCAUCUCUCUCUCCUCUCCGGAUUAAACCCCCUUCACCCCCGCGUCUCCUGCAACCGAAAUCACGCCGAGACAUGAGCUUCUCCCGCUGAACGUUAUUGAUGCUGAACUGAGUGGUCCAGUGCUAUCUUCCAGAGUUUUCCCUCCCCUCAGUUUUCUGUCUGUCACCUGGUUUGUGAGCAGCCAUGACAAAGUCUUACGAAUUCAACUGGCAGAAGCACCUGCCUGAGUUCAUGCAGGAAGGUGCCUCCUUCGACAGGUUUGAUGAGGACCCAUAUAUCUUUGAGCCCAACUGUCAGAUGAAGGUGGAUGAAUUUGGCUUUUUCAUCACCUGGAAGAGUGAAGGAAAGGAAGGCCAGGUUCUCGAGUGUUCCCUCAUAAACAGCAUCCGAGUCGGAGCCGUCCCAAAGGAUCCUAAGAUCUUGUCAUCGUUUGAGGCCAUUGGAAAAACAGAAACCGACCUGGAGGGCUGCAUCAUCUGCAUCUGCAGCGGCACAGACCUGGUCAACCUGAGCUUCAUGUUCAUGGUGGCAGAGAACCCAGACACAGCCAGGAAGUGGAUCGAGGGUUUGAGGUCAGUGAUUCACAACUUUAAGGCCAACAACGUCUGUCCAAUGACAUGCCUGAAGAAACAUUGGAUGAGAAUGUGCUUCCUGACCAAUGUGAAUGGAAAGAUCCCCGUCAGAGGCAUUACACGAACAUUUGCGUCAGGCAAGACGGAGAAGGGCAUCUUUCAGGCUCUGAAGGAUCUGGGCCUCCCCAGUGGAAAGAAUGAUGAGAUUGAACAUUCAGAUUUCACUUUUGACAUUUUCUACGCGCUCACACAGAAGAUCUGCCCUCGAACGGACAUCGAGGAGCUCUUUAAGAAAAUCAAUGGGAACAAAACUGAUUAUUUAACUGUAGACCAGUUAGUCAGCUUUCUGAAUGAAAACCAGCGCGACCCGAGACUGAACGAGAUCCUGUUUCCGUUCUACGACCCAAAGAGAGCCAUGCAGAUCAUCGAGAAGUACGAGCGAGACGACGGCCUGAAGAAGAAAGGCCACAUGUCCAGUGACGGAUUCUGUCGGUACCUGAUGUCAGAUGAAAACGCUCCGGUGUUUCUGGACCGGCUGGAGUUGUACCAAGAGAUGGACCAGCCUCUGGCUCACUACUUCAUCAGCUCCUCCCACAACACCUACCUGACCGGACGACAGUUCGGAGGGAAGUCCUCAGUAGAGAUGUACCGCCAGGUGCUGCUGUCUGGAUGCAGGUGUGUGGAGCUGGACUGCUGGGAUGGGAAAGGAGAGGACCAGGAACCCAUCAUCACUCAUGGAAAGGCCAUGUGCACAGACAUCCUGUUCAAGGAUGUUAUUCAGGCCAUCAAGGAGACAGCGUUUGUCACAUCAGACUACCCCGUUAUCCUGUCCUUUGAAAAUCAUUGCAGUAAACCACAACAGUACAAAAUGGCAAAGUACUGCGAGGAGAUCUUUGGUGACUUCCUCCUCAAACAGCCUCUGGACAACUUCCCGAUUGAAUCUGCGCGCCCUUUACCGUCUCCCAACGACCUCAAACGGAAAAUUCUCAUCAAAAACAAGCGCUUGAAACCCGAAGUGGAACAGAAGCAGCUAGAGGCCUUUAAGAAACACAUGGAGGCCGGAGAGACCAACACCACAGCCAUCAUUAUGGGAGAGGAGAACGAAGACGAGACAGAGAACGGAGAAAAAGAGGCCGAGGAGAAGGAUUUGAAUUCAGAGGCGCCCAGCAGUCUGUCAGAAGCAACCAGCGAGAAAGAAGCCAACAGUGUUUCUCAGAGUAACGCCGUCAGUUCAAGGAAAGAAGAAGAACGAAGCAACAGCAUCAAGAAGGUACCUGAUGAUGAAGUGACAGAGGUUUCUGAAGCCACUGAAGCAACAGAUGCCACAGAUAUCUCUGAAGCAUCUGACCAAGACAAUAACAAAAAGGGUGGAGACGUGGCAGAAGACUCUGAAGAGGCUAUUAUCGCUCAGUACACCUAUGUAGGAGCCACAACAAACAUCCACCCGUAUCUCUCAGCGAUGGUCAACUAUGCACAGCCCGUCAAGUUCCAGAGUUUCGAUAUGGCAGAAGAGAGGAAUAUCCACCACAACAUGUCAUCUUUCAAUGAGUCCGUUGGCCUGGGUUACCUGAAGACUAAUGCCAUCGAGUUUGUCAACUACAACAAGCGUCAGAUGAGCCGUAUCUACCCCAAAGGAGGCCGAGUGGACUCCAGCAAUUACAUGCCUCAGAUCUUCUGGAACGCAGGCUGCCAGAUGGUCUCGCUGAACUUCCAAACCCCAGAUCUGGCCAUGCAGCUGAACCAGGGAAAGUUUGAGUACAACGGCUCCUGCGGGUACCUGCUGAAGCCUGAUUUCAUGCGGCGGUCAGACAGGAUGUUCGAUCCUUUCUCAGAGACGCCGGUGGACGGUGUCAUCGCAGCAACCUGCAGCGUACAGGUGUUUUCAGGACAGUUUCUGUCCGAUAAGAAAAUCGGUACUUACGUUGAGGUGGACAUGUACGGUCUGCCGACAGACACCAUCAGGAAGGAGUUUCGUACGCGCAUGGUGAUGAACAACGGACUGAACCCGGCCUACAAUGAAGAGCCCUUCGUUUUCAGAAAGGUGAUCUUACCAGAUCUGGCAGUACUGCGCAUCGCAGUCUACGACGACAACAACAAGCUGAUUGGGCAGCGCAUCCUGCCUCUGGACGGCCUGCAGGCUGGCUACCGUCACAUCUCUCUGAGGAACGAAGGCAACAAGCCCCUGUCGUUGCCCACCAUCUUCUGCCAAAUCAUCCUCAAGACCUACGUGCCCGACGGCUUCGGAGCUAUUGUUGACGCUCUAUCAGACCCAAAGAAGUUUUUGACCAUAGCAGAGAAGAGAGCUGACCAGAUGAAGGCGCUGGGCAUCGACACGAACGACAUAGCAGACGUCCCCAGUGGAAGCUCAAAGAACGACAAGAAGGGAAAGGGUAAAGGAGAAACAGUGAAAGCCAGUGUGACGCCACAAGCCAGCUCAGACAUGGCCCAGACCUCCAACGCUGCCCAAAAUAACACAACCGAAACCAAGAAGGAUAAUGCACUUGUGCCUAACGUCAGCAUUGAUGACUUAAAACAAAUGAAGACCUACCUUAAACUGAUAAAAAAGCAACAGAAGGAGCUCAACACUUUAAAGAAGAAACACUCAAAGGAUCAAAAUACAAUGCAGAAAGCCCACUGCACCCAAGUGGACAAGAUGGUGGCUCUGCAUGACAAGGAGAAGACGACUCUGGAGAAACUACUAGAGAAAGCAAUAAAGAAACGAGGAGAAAACAACUGCCAGGAGCUGAAGAAGGAGACAGAAGACAAGAUCCAAACGCUAGUCGCCGAUCAUAAAGCCAAGGUAAAGGACAUCACAGCGCAGCACACUAAAGAGUGGUCGGAGCUGAUCAGUAGUCACAGCAGCGAGGAGCAGGAGAUGAAGGACAGUCAUGUCACCCAGCAGUGUGAACACCUCAAGAAGCUCCUGGCCACCGUCCAGGAGCAGCAGACCAUGCAGCUCAAACUCAUCCACGAACGACAGAGCAAAGAGAUGCGAGCCAACCAGGCCAAGAUGUCGAUGGAAAACAGCAAAGCCAUCAGCCAGGACAAGACCAUCAAGAACAAGGCAGAGAGGGAGAGGAGAGUGCGAGAGCUAAACAGCAGCAACACCAAGAAGUUCCUGGACGAGAGGAAGAGGCUCGCCAUGAAGCACCAGAAAGAGAUGGAGCAGCUCGAGAAAAACCAGAGAGAACAGUUGGAGAAACUGGAGAAGUUCAAUGAGCAGCUUUUGAAAUCACACCAUGCAAACAAACAGGUUCAAGGCCAAGGACAUGCAGCAGAUGGUGAAGCUGGAGGAGGAGAUGGACCGCAGACCUGCCACGGUGGUGUGAGCGACUGAGAAGGAAAACACGACCGCACUAACAUAUACUCACAUAAAAACACACACAGGUGCAAAAACACUCCACCACCGAGAGCCCUCCACCGCCCUGAGACGAAAACCCCGCCUACGUCACCGUCUAACGUUCGCUUUACGUUCGCUCACAGUCGCCCACCGCUUCCUCUGUCCCACCCACUAACUCUGUCCCACUGAGCCGUCGGUGCUUAUCGCUGUCUGAUGGGGGGCUGAACCACUUAUCCAGAAGGGAGAUGUUACCUCGGAGACGAAGCGACGCAGAGUCAUCCCCUCCGCCGCUGUAUGUAGAUCCAAACCGUCUGUCACCUCCAAUGUUCUCCGCAUCGAAACGGGCAACAAAAGCUGCAGCUAUUGGUGGAUACAAAAAACACACACACAGAAACACAAACGUCACGGUUCAGAUAAAGCAGAUAUCUGUUCGAUUUUUGAGUUCUUUCUGUUCUGUUUUUUUAAAUCAACUACCCGCUCCAGAAACAGCCGUAAGAGGGGAGAAGACUAUGUAUAAGAUUUAAUGUCAUUUCAGCACAAAAAUGAAUAAACUUUGUGAAAUACACUGUACGCUACACACCAGUCCUGUCCUGAGCACUUUGUACGUGAUAGGCCGUCGAAAAAAUAAAUGAAAAAAGUGGAAAAUGUAGCGGUGCACUACUGUAGGUUUUCUGUUUCUCAGUGAGAAUGUAUUUAAAAAAAUAAAAUGAAAUCACUGUAUGAAGAAGCUCCCAUGUCACCAAACCCGUUUGACUUCACAUUAUUGACUUUUUCUGUUGUUAAACAACUUUUAACAAAGAUUAUCUUGUUGAGUCAGAACGCUAUAAAGGGAUCAUGAGGAAUAAAUGUUCACUUUGAUUGGCAGUCAGACUUUGCUAAAAUUACUAGCAAAUACCCAAGACAUGGUGCUUUGUUCGCACUUGAAAAUUACAUACUAGACAUUUAUUGUUUGUUUCUUUUUAGUAUCUUCUAAUAAAGCUUUCCAUUCUCUCAAUUCGGGGCUCAAAAUCUUGUAAACUAUGCAAAAAGACACCAAGUUUAAGGCAUACACAAUUCUGAAUAUGGAAUUUUGCCGCAACAAAAUCCAAAUUUUGAUUAAAGUCAGUGCAUUCAUUGCUACUCCUUUGGUAAAUGCCUGCAUGAUAGUUUGAAGAAAGUCUACAAGUACAAGAUUAAGGCCUAAGCUACAUGUACACUGGUAUUUUUUUAAAAACAUUUUUCCUUCUUUGUUGUCAAAAAAAUAAAUCCAUCCACAAGAUACAACUGAAGUGCUGUCCAUAUAACCCUCAAGCCAUGGCAGCCAAUCAGAACCCAGCAGGCUAGCAGCAAUGAUUCACUGAGAAAAAAGGGACUGAUUUUGAUGUUUGGACUGAUUUUAAGACCUCUGUUCCUCAAUGUAGUGGAAGAAUAACUCUACAUUUAUGUGGAAAUGUGUGAAAAGUACAAUUGUGGCCACAUCUACCUUUGCAAAGAAUCUCAUGUGAUUAUCGCUGUAUUUGGAGGCUCACAGCCUGAGUUCUGACGCUAUUUCAACCUCAAGGACUACAGCUUUAGAGAGAUUGGUGGUAACUGCAACAAAUGAGAUAAUCACGAGUCAAAGACGUCCCUCUCCAUGUCAGCACGGCAAAUAGUUUCUGAACGUCUUUACCCAAGAAGAAGUUGUUCAAAAGUCAAAAUCACUUAUUUUCAGCUCAGUUAAUUCUAUCUAGAUGGGUCAGUAUCGGACUUAAUUGUGUUAAUUUAGUCAUCUGAUUAGUAUUUGAUUGUCUGUGUAGCACUAGUAAGCUGCAAAAUUGAACAUAUAAACAAUGACACUGAACUAAUCCAUCUAUUUUCAGUCUCCUCAAAGAGCAAACAUGCAGCAGACGUAGAAGCUGGUUAAACUAAACACAUAAAGCUCCGUUUUAAGUGAUACCCGUGUACAUGUGGACCAGACCACAGCCGUGUAUUUGCACACUUAAAACUCUUUAGAAAACUGAGCCAAAUCUGCUCCUGUGCUAUUCUGCUAACAGAAUUAAUCCACACUUGCUCGUUCUUUUAAUCAACCGGCCCUCCAACUUCAAGCCGACAUAAGUCAAACCCGCCGCGUCUCAUCUCUUAUUAAAGACAUUGUUGAAGUCAAGUGCUCCCUUAAUAGGUUCUUGAUUGCACCUUGGCAACCUCAGCUAGUAAUCCUCAGCAUUUCCCCUGUUUGGGAGAUCAGACUGAAUAAUUACAGCAGAUUUGUGACAAAGUCUUCGCUGCAACACACACACUAGAGACUCUAAGAAAGCAGCUCUUAAUGUCACUGCAGAGCGACAAAUCCGAUCGAUAACGACCAACGACAAUUGGCAAAAAAUGUCAUAACGACAGAAAAACUGAAAAACACGGAGAUAAAAGCACCUGUAGGUAUUCUGGCCUUUUUAAAGAUUUAUUUUCUGUUUUAUUCUGCUGUAAUACAUGUAAAGGGUAGACGGGAUGUUCUUGUAUAUACUGGAAUGUAUGUAGUUUAAUUUACUUUGUUCUGUCAUUCAAGGGCUCGGGGAUAGAGGGGGUCUGUCGGGUGUUUGGGGGAGAAAAAAAAACACAUUUAUCACCCACUGGGUUUUGUUCAUUUCUUCUGUUUUCCAGUCUGCCCUUAACUGCACCACACAACACACUAUAAAGCUCUCACCACAUAUCUAGUGCAGAGAUAAACGAGUAAAAAGUGCUUUUAAAUUUUAUUCCAUCGCUUUCAAAUGUGCCACUCAGUGUCUGUUAGGACGUUUAAAUUAUUUUAUGAAUGAUAAAAUGCCAAAUUAAGGGGUUAUUUAUAUGAAGGUAUAUAUAAAUAAAUGAAUAUAUAUUAUAUAUAUUAGAUAACGUGUAGUUUAAGAAUAUUACGUUAGAGGCUUUUUUGCACUAGUUGAAUGUUCUGUUGUGUGAUUACAUGUAACCUUUGGCUCUCGAGUUUGUCAAAAAAGCAGAUUAUUUUUGCAGAGCGACAUCACUGAUUUAAUUUCCUCGGUUUUUACUGUAUCUCCUCUUUGUUUUCUAUUUGAACUGUAGCUUGUCAACAGACAUUCUGUGCGUGUUUUUGUAUUUAUAUUGUACUGUUGGACUUAUAGCAAUGAAAAUACUGUUGUUAUCCAGCUCCUUUACUACUGUUUUAUAGUAUGUGUAUCAAUAAAUCCAGGUGUAAAACGGGA